GAAAGUAAAUGCUUGCAUGGCGGUUUUAGGAAACUGGAAUGAUUGUCCCGAGGACGAGAUUAUACAUUAUGUUUUGGACUUUUGGCGGUCUUAUCCUAGCACUUUUAUGCUUAGGUGUAAGUGGCUCACAGUCUCUUUAUGAUGUUCAGUGGCUUCCUUGUCCGUUUGUGGAUGAGAAAGUUCAUGUAAAUGAAGAAGGCCACACAGAAACCAAGUAUAUCAACAGAGAGGCUGUGCUUCAAUUUGGUAAUGUCGGCGACAAGCCUUUACACCCUACCAUUACCUUCCUCGUCACAGCCUCUAAAGUGGAUAUGAGGCGUUAUUUGGAGGGAAGUGAGGAUACACUACACUGUGAGAUCCGUAGAUACAGCACUGGAGGGAUUGUAAUGCGCUGGCCCACUGCAGGAGCGCAAGAUCAUGACGUCUGGUUCACCUGUACAAUACGCCAUACACAAGGCUUGUUUGUCAUUACCACCUUCCUCAGACACACAACUGCGACUCCUGCCCAAGGACAGGUGGACUUCCUGCAAUGGAAAAUAGUCAAUGAUAGGGAUCUCCUGUCAACAUCAGCUGCAAUGGUUGUUUUGACCCGGACACCCUCAGUGGAGGUGGGAUUCUUGAAGGAGCCAAACCUGCACUGUCAGUUUGCAGUGGAUCAUAAACUGCCUAAUGCAACGGUGGAGUGGAGACUGCAGCGGCACGGGGAGCGCAGCAAGCUCUUCAGCUAUUCCAGCCGCACAGGGAAGAUUGACGGCAGCGGAGUAGCUGUCAAGGCCAUCGCCGCUGGAAACGCCUCCUUUAAACUUCCACCCACCAGAAAACACAGCGAGGGCACAUAUAUCUGCUCUGUGAUGGUUCCUCCUCUCUAUGGCAGCCAUGAUAUUCCCCUUACCCUAAGUGAACAACCCCGUGUGUCUAUAAAUGUGGGCUCCACAUUGUCUAUGACACUUGGCAAGGACCAGAAGCUAAUAUGUGAUGCAGAGGGGUACUAUCCAUUGGACGUAAACAUUGAGUGGUACCGUGAAGUGUCUGGAGGCAGCCCUACGCCUUCAUUCUUGAAGAAUGUUCUGUACUCCAGUCAUCGACUUCAUCAAGAUGGCACAUACUCGCUCUCAGCCUUCUUCUAUCUGCAGCCUGGCCUAGAGGACUCUGGAUAUAAGUACACCUGCAGAGUAUCCCAUAAGUCCUUGCUCACUCCCAUCCGCAAGAGCUUUUAUCUCAUAGUUACAGAACCUGACUCUACCAUGUGGUAUAUCACAGUCAUUGGAUUCAUAAUUGCCAUGCUAGUAAUUAUUUGUUAUAUGCUGCCUCAGUAUCUUGCAGGUAGAAAAGCAGCAAAAAAGAGGUUUUGAGAGCUCAUGCCUGAGGACUUGAAGUACAGCGUCAUGGAAACCGACAACACAUCCCUCCCUUCGUCUCUUUUUCUCCCCUCAUCCCUGCCGUUUCCUCCUGCUGCUACAUUCGCCAAGAUCAGGUGCUCUUCAUGAGAAAAUGGGGAGUGCGUUGUGAGGUGUAAUUCCAGAUCUCAUGGUUUAUGCCCUUGUUUACUAUGGCUGAUAAGGCACUGUGGUUCUUUAUGAACUGAGGAAGAAUUUGCUUGUGGCUUUCUGGGUUGUAUCUUUUUUGGCAUCUAUAAAUUUGAAUGUCAAUUUGGCAUGAAUGCAAAGUGCACUUUUGAUGUUGAUCAUUUUGAGUUGUAAGUUAAAAAUAUUACAAAAUAAGUGGGGAAAGGUAUAAAAAAUGUUUUUGCACUUCAGUUGCAAAAA
Sinocyclocheilus rhinocerous is the source of this 1766-nucleotide messenger RNA. RefSeq names its product tapasin-related protein-like. The coding region runs from base 39 to 1352 and encodes 437 amino acids. NCBI's taxonomy places the organism in Eukaryota, Metazoa, Chordata, Actinopteri, Cypriniformes, Cyprinidae. The record is from RefSeq and is a predicted model, not a curated record. The transcript is spliced from 8 exons.